Messenger RNA from Chara braunii, 1872 nucleotides. The record is from the annotation of a GenBank genome assembly. Lineage: Eukaryota; Viridiplantae; Streptophyta; Charophyceae; Charales; Characeae.
GCCGGCCAGAACGAUCUCAAGAACGAUGCAUCUAACCAUUCGGAACGUCCAAAGGACUAAGGCGAUGAUUUUGGGUGAACCCCUCGUAUAGAUUUCGAGGAUGGUCGAUUCCUUGGAACCCCCUCAAACCUUGUACGAAGGAAUCUCCCCUCUCCUCGCCCGAUACGACGACAAAAAGCACAAGUGCGAUAUCACAGAUCUACCGAAGUCCGUAUUGACACCCGCAAAAGAAGUACGGCUGCUACGCCUGGGGGCGGAAGCCAAUUCUUUGGAACCCCCUGGGCAUCUCGAGGCUGAAUCAGACGAGCUCGGAGUAAAGAUCACAACUAAAAUCGUACCAUGGCAAGAUAUCUGCGAUGGGAUCACCCCGGAAGGACACGUGGCCAUCCGGGAGGAAGACGCCCAGAUGAUGGCCACGGUGUUCUCCUGGCGAUCGGACCAUUCAUUUAUCUCUGCGCCACCGCCCGAUGUGGCGAAACAAGCACGCACGAAGCAGAUCGACGUACGGAUCUGGGACCAGCUUUUUGAGUUACACGUGCCACAGUACGUACCUGAUGAAAUUCAUCGUUUGAUUGCGGACAUUCUGACGGAGUAUCAGGGAGCGAUUAGCGUCGCGGCGGUGAGAGAAGCUCCAGUUCCCACGUCGCUGACGCAGGUUCGAGCCUUCUUGGGGUUGGCAUCGUACUAUCGCCGUUUCAUCGAAGGCUUCGCCGCGAUUGCACGGCCACUAACGAACCUGUUACGAAAGGACCAGCCUCUUAGUUGGGAUGCGGAGUGUGAGCAGGCGUCCGCGACCCUCAAAGACGCUCUGGCGACGGGACCUAUUUUGAUCCGACUGGACCCCUCGAAACAGUUCAUUCUUAUCACGGACUGGCAACCGGAAGCUAUUUCUGCUAUUUUAGCGCAGAAGGGGAACGGUGGUCGUGAGCACGUCAUCGAGUACGCGUCGCGGACGGUGCCAGACGAACGGAGGAGUGACUCAGCAACCCAAGGCGAAUGCUAUGCGUGGCGAACGGGAGUGGAGGGAGAUCUACUCGGAUUCCUCUUCGGAUCGGUGCGGCCCGAUUAUCGCCAAUUGAUCGUGCAGGAGCUAACGGUCCCCCUUGCGCAGCUGGCCGACGAUCUCCCACUUGAGAUCGUCUCGCAGAGCGACGACAACCCAGUCCUGCACGUUCUCACGCGGACCUUGGCGCCAUAUCUUCAGUGGUCGGCGUGCUUGGAGGAACCGGGAAGCGGCCGCAACCCACCAUCACAGCGCGGUUAUCUGGACCCGCACGAGAUAGUCGAUCUCGCCUUCUUUCAAGAUCGGACGGCUUCCGAGAACGAGGAGGUAGAGAUUGAAGCGGAAGAAGAAAGCUCGAAAGAAGAAGAAGAAGCCGAAGAAGAGGCCGACGAGGAAGAAACUCCCGAAGAGGGGAGUUACAGUGAGCAUAGCGAAGGGGAGCAAAGUGAGGAGGAGGAGGAAGAAGAACAAGGCGACGACGAAGAAGAAGAAAAUCAGGAGGAGCUGGAAGAGUCGGAGUGGGAAGAAUUCGAGGAGGAAGUGCGUGACGAGGCUCGGGCGCAGGCCCAGGCGCAGAAGAGGGAAGAGAUCGCGAUUGGGAAGCGACAGUUGGAAUUCGCCAGCGUAGUUGGUAAGCCACGCACCGACGAUCCGGCCCGAGAUCCGGAGCCACCUAAGCCCGAGGAUGGGGACCCAGCUGCUGAGACUUUGGUCGCACCGGCAAGACGGCGACGAAGCCGAUCCUCCUCCCCCUCCGCACCCGAUCGCCCACCAACUCGUCCACGUACCGAUGCGGGGAAUCGGGCUUUGUCCCCGGUCAUUAUCCCGCCGUCCCCUUGACCACCUCUCUUUCCGCCAAAUUACCACUC